AUGUCUUCUCCUUCUACUUCCAGCAAAGAAGUUAAAACCGAAGAAAAUAAUGUGUCCUAUGAACAUGACUUAGAAGAACGCACAGCCUGGAACAAAAAACUUAUAUGGACUGCCUAUGUUAUCGUUAUAGCUACUGCUUUCAUUGAAGCAUUUGCUAAUGACUCUACCAGCUCCUUAGAUUCUUAUGCUACAUCUAAUUUCAAUGCACAUUCUUUGAUCGCAACAGUAGCAGUGGUUUAUAAAAUCACCGCCAUUUGUUCUUAUCCAAUCUUAGCUAAGAUUGCCGAUCUUCUCGGUAGAGGUGAAGGUUUCACUAUUGCCGUCAUUCUUUAUACUUUAGCAUACGUUCUUUAUGCUUCUUGCACCAAUGUUGAAACUUAUGUUGCAGGUGAAAUCUUCUUCUCUAUUGGUAAAACUGGUUACCGUAUCUUUCAACAAAUCUUCAUUGCUGAUACUACUUCUUUAAUUAAUAGAGGGCUUCUUUCACAACUUCCAAAUGCAAUUGGUGCCAUUCCUUCCUUAUACGCAGGUACAUAUGUCAUGGAUAGCUUCUUGGAACAUUCAACCUGGCGUUGGGGUUAUGGCUGCUUCGCUAUCGUCCUUGGUGUAAGUCUUAUCCCUCUUGCAGUUGUCAUGUUUUAUCUUGACCAUCGUGCUAAAAAAAAUGGUGAAAGAAAAGUCAUUCGUAUCACCGAAAGUAUUGAUCCAAAUUCACCUUGGUAUAAAAAGGCUUUCCAAAUAUUAUUCGUGGAAUUAGACCUUUUCGGUGGUGUCUUAUUGCUUUGUGGUAUGGCCCUUUUCUUUGUUCCUUUCACUUUAACCGGGAAACAGUCUUCCUAUAGAUGGCAUGAAGGUAGAUUGAUCGCAAUGCUUGUCGUUGGUUUCUUCAUAUUUUCCUUCUUCCUUGUAUGGAAUUUGAAAAUCGCUAAAAAACCAUUCGUACCUGUCAAUACAUUGAAACUGAAAAGUGCUAUAAUCAUCAUCAUAUUGGUUGCAUUGGAUUUGUGCGAAAACUCAUCUUUUGCAACCUAUUUUAUAACAACUUUACAAGUCUCAGGGUAUUACACUGCCGGGGGUGCAACUAGAAUUGAUAGAUCAAAAAAGGUCUGUAUUGACAUUUUCAAUGUUGUAUGCGGUCUUUUAAUGAAAUACACUAAAAGAUCCAAAAUCUAUGCAUUGAUUGGUAUUCCCGUCUUGAUUUUGGGACAUGGAUUAUUAGUCUGGGCGAUUUGGAGAGAUGGUAAAGUCGAGAGACAGGAACUUUUAAUUCUCUUUGAAGUCUUCAUUGGGGCAGGUAGAGGUAUAUAUCAAGCCAGUCUUCAAGUCAUAAUCCAAGGUAUUGCGGGUGUGGAGGGUAUUGCCAUGUCUACAGCGUUUUUCUUAGCCUUUAACUCGGUUGGUUCCUUGAUUGGGUCAGCAAUUGCUGGUGGUAUUUGGAAUUCUGUCAUUCUCAAAAAAUUGAAUAAGUAUUUGCCAGAGGAACAUAAACAUAAUGCAACCAAAAUCUAUAAAAACUUAGUUCUUGCCAAAAGUUACAAAAAAGGAACUCCUGCUAGGGAUGCAAUUGCUAGAUCCUAUGCUGAAACUUUAAGAAUUAUCGGAUGGGUUGGCUUAGGUAUUAUUAUUCCAAUGUUUUUCUUAAUGUGGUUUAUCAAAGAAGUCCCAUUGACCAAAUAUCUGGACGCUUAUGGUAAUGACUCAAGUGAUGACUCUAUUGAAAAGUCAAGUGAGAAAAUGCCAGAAAAAAAAGAGAAUACCAAUACUGAUAAACAGGUGACUGCUUGUAUUAAAUCUUAG
Hyphopichia burtonii NRRL Y-1933 is the source of this 1797-nucleotide messenger RNA. RefSeq names its product MFS general substrate transporter. Gene Ontology annotation, biological process: siderophore transmembrane transport. Bases 1 to 1797 code for a protein of 598 amino acids. The transcript has 2 exons. Gene Ontology annotation, molecular function: siderophore-iron transmembrane transporter activity. The record is from RefSeq and is a predicted model, not a curated record. NCBI's taxonomy places the organism in Eukaryota, Fungi, Ascomycota, Pichiomycetes, Serinales, Debaryomycetaceae.